CCCUUCUCCCGUUGGUAUCUGACCCUCUCGUCGGGGAUUGGGCCAGCUAUCCUAUCGAGUGAGAUUGGCCGACGACGAGAGCAUACGACAGACGCCAGACAUCUCACCAUACUCAGCUUUCAGCUUCCUGGGGAGCAAUUUACCUUCCAGUGGCCGCCCGUUCGUAGCUCCACUCACUCCGGUCCAGGCACAGCAUCGCUAGCACAGCGCAGCCGCAUUCGGACCAUCAUUGCUCCUUCAUACAAAGGUGCAAACCAACCCAUAUCCGCCGCCACCUAUCAUACCCGUGCUACCCAACUCGCACCACAGUGCAACUACCCCACCCAACCAGAAAUUAGAUAGGUGAAGGAGGAAGAGCUUUUACUUUUUCCAUACUCACACACACACCCUCUACCACACCACAAUCACGAUAUUGCGCAUUUGGCGGGGAGGAUGUAUCUGCAAGCUAAAGCACUCCGCCAGAAGAUCUCUUAACCAUCUGCCGGUUUCGCUCCUACUUCCUAAUUGAAUCAAACGUCUCCCCAGAGAACUAAAAACCCUGGCUUUGUCACCUCUCGAUUAUCACUUCUCGAGAGCAGUACGAUAUACCCUGAGCAGGAUCCAGACAAGGAUAACCUUAUAUCAUAAACUCUUACUACCUACUUUUACCCCAUACCCCACCACAACACUACUGCAACUCUCCUAUUGCCCUUGAAGGAGCAACCGCUGCGUGCAUCACCCUAUUACCUACAAGAUCAACCACAAUUGAAAGGGACUCUCUUUUUUUUCUCACUCUUUCCUCCUUCAAUCGUUUCGACGGAUCCUCAUUACAGAAGCCGAGGCGAUCAGCUACUUGGGAGGAAUUCCGAGAGAUAUAUUUUAUGCCAAUUUACCGGAACCUUACGUCCCCAAUGCCAGGAAUCGCAUUCUUCAACCACGGGGCAUCCCCGUCCACAUCCAUGACAUCAAUCAUCCCACUGGACAGUAAACACCCAGCGCCGAAACGCCGCUGGUCAAGCAACCGAUCAAGCUCCGAGACCGACCGACCAAGGCUCCCAAUCCGCACCAUGCACAAGGGCAGCAGCGGUAGAGGGGGCCCGAAGGGCUUCAUCGAGAGCCCUGCGGACAUAGCCAUGACCAUUGAGUCCCCGCCACUCGUCUGCUAUGGCCCGCCGAGGGAGUCUACUGGUGCGCUGCUGUCCGGCAUAAUGAAGCUGGAGGUCAAGGAAACGGAGCAGACCUUCGAGGCCUUCACCGUGCGCCUACUAGCGGACGUGCUCACUCGCAAGCCUGUGAGUGCGCACUGUCCGGACUGCACCACCAGUGUCAGCGAGCUGCACAGAUGGUCAUUGAUCAACGAGCCAGUGGUGCUCAGGAAGGGAACGCACACCUACCCAUUCAGUUACCUCCUGCCAGGCCACCUCCCCGCCAGCAACACCAACGCCCUCAGCAGGAUAGCCUACUGCAUUUACGCAACCGCAACAACCAUAAAGGGCGUAGAGAUCAAGUUCGAGAGGCCGAUAACCCUACAAAGGGCAGUUCUGCCGGGACUGGACAAACACAGUACCCGCGUUUUCCCGCCGACGAACCUCUCUGCCAACAUCACGCUCCCGCCCGUUGUGCACCCCGGCGGUGACUUUCCGCUCCAGAUCCGCCUCGACGGCGUCCUCUCCAAGGCCCGGACCAGCCGCUGGCGUCUAAAGAAGCUAACUUGGCGCAUCGAUGAAACCUCCCGCGUCGUCUCUCCGGCUUGCAAACAGCACAGCAGCAAGCUUGGCGGUGACGGCAAAGGCCUAUUGCACGACGAUGUACGGACGGUGGGCUCCGGCGAAGUCAAGACUGGCUGGAAGUCGGAUUUCACGGGCACAGACGGGAAGAUUGAGGUUGAAUUCAACGCUGGCAUCCCCGCGCACGCGGGCGCUGCGUGCGACGUGGACUCGCCUUGCGGGAUUUCGGUGACACAUAACCUUGUUGUGGAACUGAUUGUUGCGGAAGAACAUGUUUGUCCCCCCCGCCCGCCCCUCCUCCAUUCCUUAUUCCUUUUGGCAAAUGUACUAACAGUGAGCUAGUGCCCCAUUCCACCAUCAAAAGUCGUAAAUCCCACCGGUGCUGCCAGAGUCCUGCGCAUGCAACUCCACCUGCUCGUCACCGAGCGCAGCGGUCUGGGUAUCAGCUGGGACGAAGAGUCCCCACCCGUGUACGAGAAUGUACCCGUUUCGCCGCCGAGCUAUGGGACUGUCCUCGAAGUCGAGGGCGAAGCGGGAGUAGCCUUGUUCUCUCCGCCGGUGUAUCAUGAGGCUUGAUCGUCCCCCAUCACUCCCCCUCUUAUUUAUUUACUCUGUUCUUUUACUCUUUCGCUUGUGGUCACUUCACCCACGCAUUAGACGGCUUUUCAAAAUCUGGCGAAUCGGGGGUCUUCUGUUGUUCGGCUUGCUUGUUUAUUAUUCAUUCCAUUCUGUCUAUAUAGUUUCUAUCAUGCUCUGUAA
Molecule: messenger RNA, 2465 nt
Organism: Tuber aestivum (summer truffle)
Lineage: Eukaryota; Fungi; Ascomycota; Pezizomycetes; Pezizales; Tuberaceae
Source: the annotation of a GenBank genome assembly